CCAGCCCCGCUGUUGCAGAAUCCAGGGGUGCAUCCCCCUUUCCCGAUUCUUGACGUCAAGCCCCGACCGCCGCGAAGCCCGGCAAGGGCGGUGGAGCGCGGAGGAAGGGUGGCAGCGAGGAGAAGCCAUUGCAGCAACAGCUUGGAGGAGGGAGCUGGACAUCUCCGCCGAGAAACACAGGGGGCGGGAGCCCGAGGAGCGGAGCAGAGGACCUGCCCGCUCCGGGAGCCGCUGGGUUGCUGCAAAGAGGGGCGGGGAGAGGCGGGGGCGCCGCCUGCACCGAGCUGGCUCCAGCGGUGCCCGCGGGGAAUGUGACAUCAGCAGCGCCGGGCGCUUGUGGCUGCAGGAGGCAUCUCGCCUCGGCUGCGCUGUGCACACCUCGCCCCGGGGAGGACGCAGACCCGGGCAGGCGGCAGGGAUGUCGGCGAAGGAGAGGCCAAAGGGCAAAGUGAUCAAGGACAGCGUGACCCUCCUGCCCUGCUUUUAUUUCGUGGAGUUGCCGAUAUUGGCAUCAUCGGUGGUUAGCCUGUAUUUCCUUGAACUCACGGAUGUCUUCAAACCUGUGCACUCUGGAUUCAGCUGCUAUGACCGGAGUCUUAGCAUGCCGUACAUCGAACCCACCCAGGAGGCAAUUCCAUUCCUCAUGCUGCUUAGCUUGGCUUUUGCCGGACCUGCAAUUACGAUUAUGGUAGGGGAAGGAAUUCUCUACUGUUGCCUGUCCAAGAGAAGGAAUGGGGUUGGACUGGAGCCCAACAUUAACGCCGGAGGCUGCAACUUCAACUCUUUCCUUAGAAGAGCCGUCAGAUUCGUUGGCGUCCACGUCUUCGGGCUCUGCUCCACCGCGCUCAUCACCGACAUCAUACAGCUGUCCACGGGGUACCAGGCGCCCUACUUCCUGACGGUGUGCAAGCCGAACUACACCUCUCUGAACGUGUCUUGCAAAGAGAAUUCCUACAUUGUGGAGGACAUCUGCUCAGGGUCUGACCUCACAGUCAUCAACAGCGGCAGAAAAUCAUUCCCUUCUCAACAUGCAACUCUUGCUGCCUUUGCAGCUGUGUACGUUUCGAUGUACUUCAACUCCACACUAACGGAUUCCUCUAAGCUUCUGAAACCUCUCCUGGUCUUCACCUUUAUCAUCUGUGGAAUCAUCUGCGGGCUGACGCGGAUAACCCAGUACAAGAACCACCCCGUUGACGUCUACUGUGGCUUUUUAAUAGGAGGAGGAAUUGCUCUGUACUUGGGCCUGUAUGCUGUGGGGAAUUUUCUGCCUAGUGAAGAGAGUGUAUUUCAGCACAGAGAAGCCCUCAGGUCUCUGACAGACCUCAACCAAGACCCCAGCCGGGUUUCAUCUGCUAAGAACGGUAGCAGCAGUGACGGAAUUGCUCACACAGAAGGCAUCCUCAACCGAAACCACAGAGAUGCCAGCUCGCUGACAAACCUCAAAAGGGCCAACGCUGACGUGGAAAUCAUCACGCCGCGGAGCCCCAUGGGGAAGGAGAACAUGGUCACCUUCAGCAACACCUUGCCUCGGGCCAACACCCCAUCCGUGGAAGACCCCGUCCGAAGGAACGCCACCAUCCACGCCUCUAUGGACUCCGCUCGGUCCAAGCAGCUCCUCACCCAGUGGAAGAGUAAGAAUGAAAGCCGCAAGUUGUCCCUGCAGGUUAUAGAGACCGAGCCCGGACAGUCACCACCCAGAUCCAUAGAAAUGAGGUCGAGCUCAGAGCCAUCGAGGGUGGGGGUCAACGGAGACCACCACGGUCCCGGCAAUCAGUACCUCAAGAUCCAGCCUGGCGCCGUCCCUGGCUGCAACAACAGCAUGCCUGGGGCGCCAAGGGUGUCCAUUCAGCCCCGCCCCGGGUCCUCACAGUUAGUGCACAUCCCCGAGGAGACGCAGGAAAACAUAAGCACCUCCCCGAAAAGCAGCUCCGCCCGGGCCAAGUGGCUGAAGGCGGCGGAGAAGACGGUGGCCUGCAGCAGGAGCAACAGCCAGCCUCGGAUCAUGCAGGUCAUAGCCAUGUCCAAGCAGCAGGGCGUCCUGCAGAGCAGCCCCAAGAACACCGAAGGCAGCACGGUCUCCUGCACCGGCUCCAUCCGCUACAAAACCCUGACGGACCACGAGCCCAGCGGGAUUGUGCGGGUCGAGGCUCACCCGGAGAACAACAGGCCCAUCAUUCAGAUCCCGUCCACCGAGGGCGAGGGCAGCGGCUCCUGGAAGUGGAAGGCCCCUGAGAAGGGCAGCCUUCGCCAGACUUACGAGCUCAACGACCUCAACAGGGACUCAGAGAGCUGCGAGUCCCUGAAAGACAGUUUCGGGUCUGGAGACCGCAAGAGAAGCAACAUCGAUAACAACGAGCACCACCACCACGGGAUCGCCACCAUCCGCGUCACCCCGGUGGAGGGCAGCGAGAUUGCGUCAGAGACCCUGUCCGUUUCUUCUUCCCGCGACUCCACCCUGCGGAGAAAGGGCAACAUCAUCCUAAUCCCCGAGAGAAGCAACAGCCCCGAAAGCACGAGAAACAUCUUCUACAAAGGAACCUCCCCGACGCGGGCUUACAAGGAUUGAGUGAUGGCCACCCAGUCACCUGGGCAGCCCCAGAGGACCACGUGCCGAUUCUACCAGUGCUCUGUCCCCGCGCUUCAGGAAGCCUUCCCAUCACACUGGACUAUCCACCAUCAGCCCGGAACUCAGUGACUCUUGAGGACUGCCGCACUCAAGCUGGUAGGUUGCACAUCGAGGGGAGGGAAAAGCACAAGCAAGAGCCUAACCAACGUGAUCAUGGGAGGGCUCUUCUUAAGACCGACCUUCAAACUCAAAAGGUGUGCAGAGGGCAGGAUCAAGAGAAAGCGGUUUCCUUCAGUGUAUACUAUCCUACUUCCUGAAUGUGCCAACUUGAGGGGUCUUUCUUUACAAUUAGCUGUGGGAAUCCGGAACACACGUCUUUCCCUACAGCAGAGGCCAUGCAGUAUUAUAUAUUUCAUUUUGCAGAAUCUGCACCAAAAGCUCCAUAUGGGUGGUGCUGAUUAUUAUAGUAAAUAUACCAUGUAAACUUUCAAAGUCUACUUAGCUGUGAAAUAGUGGUGUGCAAUUCCUCGUCAAAGAAAUGCUCCUGUAUUAAGAAGACGCUGGCUUCUUUGUGUUAGAAUAGGACACCCCGCAGCUUCUCUGUAGUGGCUCUGUCACAGUCAAAAGAUGAAAAGGUUUUGUGCAUUUCUUCAAAAUUAUGCUUUUUGAAGGAAAAAAAAAUUGUAGAAGUAUUUUCAGUAGAAGAGAAUAACCAGUACUUUUCUUCAUAGCUUUUUGCUGCUUACUUUUUAUUUAUGGUUCCUGCUCAUGAAGAAUCUGUUUUUAGUAAGUAAAUUUGCAUAAUUAAAAAUAUAUUGUUUUAGAGUCUUUUGAAAUCAUUGUGAUAAUAUUUUGCAUUUUAUGGCUUCUCCUUUAUUUAUUGAUUUUUUUGAGGUUAUAGAUAUGUUCUAUUUUUAAAGCAAAAGUAACAGUUGAUAUUCCUAGAGCAAAAUAUACUGCUGUGAAUUUUUGAAUAAGAAAUAUGAGCCAAAACUUGACAUCGUGGGUUCCAGUGCUAGCAAUGUUGGUCAAGUCUACGCUUAGAUGUUUCCAGCCAGCUGGCAUAGGUUGCUAUCUUAAUAAGUAAUCCAAAAGUUUCAUUUUCUUCCAGAUUACUAACUUUUUUGAUAACCUGAUAACCAGUAAAUUAGAGCCACACUAGGUGUGUUUUACCUUCUUCUCUAAAAUAUUUUUGUUAAUUGGACACCAACAGGAAGAAUUUGGAAAAAAAAUGCAAACUGGUAAGUGAAAGUAUCUCACAGUAUAAAUUAAGACUGUAUUUCUUCAAAAUAUCUAAAUAGGCACAAUUUUUGUGCUUAACAUGCAAACAACAGUUUUUGCUACCUAUCCUGAAUGAAGCCUUCAGCCUAAAUCAAAGGAAACCAGUAUUAUCAAUAAAAAAAAACAUUUUAAGCCAUUUUCCAACUUAAAAUUUUAUUUUAAGUAUGAAGACAUAUUCGGUUCCUUUAAUUUAGUAUUAAACCUUUUUACACCAUUACUUAAGAAUUCUAACAUACACUUGAUGAUUGCCAAGGGGAUAAAAGGUAACAACAAAGCUGGUUGAUCCAAUCUCAAUUUAGUUUUCAGUGGAAACAGAAGUGGUUGUUUAGAGAUGGAUAGUACCACAUCCUUAUCGACUUCUACAGGAAAAAGGCAGAGCUUUCUAAGUAAUCAACCUCCUAAAGCAUUAGGGUUUUAGCUGAAACCAGCAGAAUUGAACACUCUGGCAAUAAAACACAGAUUCAACUAUAUCCCUUCUGGCAAUUUCCUUCUCAGAGAGGGGAGUGGGAAUAAAAUGUUGCCUUCCCCACUUCUCACCUCCACCACCGUCAUGACACUCCUAAUGGCUUUUGCCAGUUUAUUAAGAGAAAGGUGGACUGGUUUUAGUACUCUGAAGAAAAAAAAAAAACUGCAGCAUUUCAGGUGCAGUAUGAUAUUUCCUAAUCUUUCCUAUUUCUUAACAAAAGAUUUUAAAAGUACUUCUCUAGUCAUUGAAGUUUUGUUUUUCUUUACAUAAAUAUUGAUAUAUUCUUUUUCUACUCCAAGUGCCAAAGGCUACAGUUUUUAAUGACUUAACAAAUUGUACCACAUUGUUAAGGAAAUAUAAUGAUAGUCGUUAGAACUCAGACCUCUGCAUGUAUAUUUGAUAACACAUCUUUUGUAAAAAAAUUACAAAAAAAUUUGUUUACAUUCCACUGGUACCUUAAUUUAAAAUAAAUGAGACUAACAGGUGGUGUCUCUUCUUAGUGUUCUAUGGAUCUUAUUUGCUAAUGAGAGCACUUCUUCCUUUGUUAGGCUGUGCUUUACUGAUAAAACCAAGUAUUGAAUAAAGAGAGUUAAUUAUCUUUUUAAAGUAAAUAAAAUUAUGAAAAUAUAUAUGACAUAUAUAAAGUAUUGUGUUUAAUAAAAUGUUAUGCAAUGUUUUCCAAACUUAUAAAGUUUGUAAAGUGCUAUAAUGUAUUUUGUUAAGUACAGAUCAAAGCUAUUGUGUGAGUAUAUUGUGCUAACAUCAUAGAAAUAAAGAGUAGAUAUCUUCAUCAA
This is a messenger RNA of Vicugna pacos (alpaca), 5107 nucleotides long. RefSeq names its product phospholipid phosphatase related 4 (gene PLPPR4). Gene Ontology annotation, biological process: signal transduction; phospholipid dephosphorylation; axonogenesis. The record is from RefSeq and is a predicted model, not a curated record. Gene Ontology annotation, molecular function: phosphatidate phosphatase activity. Lineage: Eukaryota; Metazoa; Chordata; Mammalia; Artiodactyla; Camelidae. Gene Ontology annotation, cellular component: plasma membrane.